AUGUCUAGACCCAACUUCAGUGAAAUGAUAGCAUCAAUUAAUGCCGAAGAAAAAAGACUCACAGAUGAAAACACGCAGCUCAAGAAAAUCCUUCAAAUUCAGGACACUUUAAUUGAGAAACAACGCAAAUUAUUGCAAGAAGUAUCUCAAACAAGCAAUGAAUUACUUGAAGUCGAAAAUAAGCGUAAGGAAAUAAAGGAAAAGCUUUCAUCUCAGAAAACAGAGCUUCUUGUUACUUCAUCAUCUGCCCAACAAGUCAGCACAAUUAUUCAGAAUACUUUGGCAAGCGGACAAGGUUCUCCAGAAAUUUCUGAGACACAGUCAGGAAAAUUCGCCCUUAAACUCAUUGAAGCCAUCAGUAGAAGUAUUUAUCAAAUUACAGAGGACUGCAUUAAGUCAGAGACAUUAUCUGUUAGUGCAGACAGGAUCCAUGCUGCCAUCAAUGAUGCUGAUACUGUUAUCCAGAAAAUCAUCGAUGCAGGACUUGCAACUGAAUCUCAGGAAGAUACAAUCCGUCGUAACUCAUACACAAUCUAUUCUCUUGUUCAGCCUCAAGAAUAA
Messenger RNA from Trichomonas vaginalis G3, 561 nucleotides. RefSeq lists its product as uncharacterized. The transcript has a single exon. The coding region runs from base 1 to 561 and encodes 186 amino acids. NCBI's taxonomy places the organism in Eukaryota, Parabasalia, Trichomonadida, Trichomonadidae. The record is from RefSeq and is a predicted model, not a curated record.